GCACGUGCCACUGCAGCCACUUCCACAACCCCCCUCACCCCGUGCACGUGAGAAACUUAAAGUUACGCUUUAAAAUAAAUAAAUAAAUAAAUAAAAAGCACCCUAAAAACUUGGCCCACGUUACAGCUCAUGUCUGAGGGCUCAGUUAUUUCACCCAGCGCAGUAGGUUGGUGCCGACAGGGCUCAGGUCUGUGCCCCUCACACCUGGAAGUGUCACCCCACACAACCUCAGCCCCCGUUCCCCUGCCCCCCGGGGGUGGGUUAACCAUUAACCGAGUCAUCACAGCGACACCCCCCUCACCCCUGUCCCCCUUCCUUCCUCCCACAGGGCAGUCGCAGGGCCCCCCCACGCCCCCCACCACCCCCAAGACGGACGCUCAGCCCGGCAAGCAGGACCUGAAGCGGGAGGGCCGCCCCUUGCAAGAGGGCGGCCGGCAGCCCCCCCACAUCGACUUCCGAGACGUGGACAUCGGGGAGCUGAGCAGCGACGUCAUCUCCAACAUCGAGACCUUCGACGUCAACGAGUUCGACCAGUACCUGCCUCCCAACGGGCACCCGGGGGCUCCGGCCGCGCACGGCCAGCCCGGCCAGGUCACCUACACGGGCAGCUACGGCAUCAGCAGCACGUCGGGCUCCCCGGGCGGCGCCGGCCACGUGUGGAUGUCCAAGCAGCCCCCGGCGCAGCCCCCGGCGCAGCCGCAGCCCCCGGCGCAGCACGCGGGGCUGCCGGCGCUGAGCGGGGAGCAGGGCCCGGCACAGCAGCAGCAGCAGAGGACGCACAUCAAGACGGAGCAGCUGAGCCCCAGCCACUACAGCGAGCAGCAGCAGCACUCCCCGCAGCAGAUCAACUACGGCUCCUUCAACCUGCAGCACUACAGCUCGUCCUACCCCACCAUCACCCGCUCCCAGUACGACUACGCCGAGCACCAGAACUCCUCCGGCUCCUACUACAGCCACGCCGCGGGGCAGGGCAGCGGCCUCUACUCCACCUUCACCUACAUGAACCCCACGCAGCGCCCCAUGUACACCCCCAUUGCAGACACUUCGGGGGUCCCCUCCAUCCCCCAGACCCACAGCCCGCAGCACUGGGAACAGCCCGUCUACACGCAGCUCACCAGGCCCUGAAGCCGCGGGGAAAAGCAGAAGAGAAGAAAAAGAAAUUUAAAAAAAUAAACAACAAACGAAACAAACAAACAAAAAAAAAAUCAGAAAAGCGCGAAAGCAGCAAGAAGAGCUUCCUUCAGACUUUUUUUUUCUCCUUCUUUGAAUUUGAAAUAAUAAUUAAAAAGAGACUCUCAAGCGAAAGCUGGCGGGGAGGAGAGAGCGCCUCGAGCCUUCUGCACUACAGCAUCCUCCAGGACCCGCUUGAGAGCCAGCAAAACUCAGUACACACUUGCCAAGGACUGGACUUGAACUCUGCUUCCAGCAUGGAGAGGAGAUUCCUACCCAACCCGCCCAGCUGUCUUGUUCUCUGGACUUUUGUAAUGAUUUUUUUUUUUUAGCAGUAAUUAAAGGAAAAAAAACAAAAAAGAAAAAAAAAGGGGGGUAAAAAAAAGAGAAAACUCAGAGUCCUCUGUGAGGAAUAUUCUCUAUUUUAAAUAUUUUUAGUAUGUACUGUGUAUGAUUCGUUACCAAUUCGAGGGGAUUUUUACGUAUUUUUUAGAGAUUUUUUUUUUAAAACGCUCUUAUUUUUCCAACGGCUUAAAAAAUAAUAAAAAAAAAACGACACUUAGUGGAGCAGCGCUAGGCUUUCUUGCA
This is a messenger RNA of Neopelma chrysocephalum (saffron-crested tyrant-manakin), 1758 nucleotides long. It is a transcript of the gene SOX9, whose product is annotated as SRY-box 9. Gene Ontology annotation, molecular function: DNA-binding transcription factor activity, RNA polymerase II-specific; RNA polymerase II cis-regulatory region sequence-specific DNA binding. The record is from RefSeq and is a predicted model, not a curated record. NCBI's taxonomy places the organism in Eukaryota, Metazoa, Chordata, Aves, Passeriformes, Pipridae. The transcript has a single exon. Gene Ontology annotation, cellular component: nucleus. Gene Ontology annotation, biological process: heart development; negative regulation of transcription by RNA polymerase II; chondrocyte differentiation. The coding region runs from base 130 to 1125 and encodes 331 amino acids.